AUGUUGAAACGACAGUGCAAUUUGUCUGUACUAAAUAACAGUAUAAAGAGACAUGGUUUUCGAUCUCUAAACAGUAGCAGAGAAUUGUUAAAAAGUAAUACGCCCAAAUUCGAUGAUGCUGAUUUGCUUUCUUCCCAAAUAACGUCACAACCUUAUAAGGCCAGAAAACCAGUUGAUGAAUUCCAUUGGCCCACGAAAACUGAUGAGCAAAUGAAAAAGGAAUAUCAGGCUCGGGUGGAGAAAAUGAUGAGACUUUCGGCGGUAUUUCAGGGCUUCUUAUUCCUUGCAGUCUUUGGAAUUGCUGGAACAGCAUAUCAAAAAUGGCCACAAAUCAAGAGUUGGUGGAUCACAAAAGAUAUGUCUGUCGAUGAUGAUACGAUUGAGAAAUUAAUCCAUAUAAAAAAGAGGAAGAGUAUGGCAGAGAUCCCCAUGGUAGCUGCCAACGAACUAAGCCCAGAGGUCCCAGGAUUGUAUUUUUGUGGAGGUUCCGAAUCCACUACGAAAAAAGGUAAGCCUGGUAUCAUAUUUCCAACUCGAAACUCAAUUUUUGACAAUAAAUACCUGAGGGAUGUUUGUUUGGCUACCGUAGAUGGUAUCGAGAGAAAUCUUGCUAUAGAUGACAAAGGGGAUCUCUUGGAAUGGAACCAGAAAGACUAUCAAGUGCUACUUCCUGCUCAAAAUUUAAUAUCAGUAAAAGAAUCCAAUGGAUGCGCUUAUGCAUUGAAUGCAACAGGUGAAGUUCUCGUGAUUCCGUUAGAUAAUCACAGCAACUCUAUAUCAAACCAUGUAAUUAUGCAAAGAUCAUGGAUCGUACCGUGGAAGAAACUUCCUAAAUAUGCCUUGAAAUUGGACGUCAGUCAUUGUUUUACUGACAGGGGCGAGAAAAAAGUGAUUCAGUUCGAUACUGGGAAAGAGCAUCUCGUUCUGAUUUCCAACGCCGGCAAGGCGUACACCUGCAGUACAGGGAUGAAAGCAUGCCCCGGUUCCAAAUCUUACGGUCAAUUUGGUAUCCCAGGAAUGUCCCAGUUUGAUGAAUUUCCAAUCUGUAACAAAUUGCAUGAAAUUGAAUUAUUGAACUGCAGUUUGAAUGAUUCCAACGAAAUCGACAAAAGAAAAAUUAUCCAAGUAGCAUGUGGUGACUAUCAUACGGUUGCAAGAGAUUUGGCAGGCACGCUAUUUGUGUUUGGUUCAAACAAAUUUGGGCAAUUAGGGUAUCCAAUAUCGUAUGACUCAGAGCAAAUUGCUUUCCCAAAGACACUCUCAAGAUUUCAAUCUUAUUUCAAGAGAGGCAGUAUAGUCAAAUGCGUAGAUGUGCACUGUAGCGGUCAAACUACCUAUGUUACAAUGGAUUCGCAGCCUUCAGAUAGACAGCCUUUAAAUAAUGAAUCAUCCCUCAGUCAUCUUUCCUACUUCUCAUUUGGGAAUGGUCAGUUUGGGGAAUUGGGAAAUGGAAGAUUUAUGAACUCGCAAUCGGAACCCACCCCAAUUAUGGUUUUGAACAAUGAGCACCAAUCAACUGAGGUUCAACAUUGGAGCUGUGGCCUAAAUCAUGUCAUUUGUAAAAUGCAAUCCGGUCAAGUACUAGCAUGGGGUGGCAAUGAUAAUGGUCAAUUGGGUAAUGGAAAACGCAUAAAACAAUGCAAACCUCAACAUAUUCCUCAAUUCUUAUUGCCGGGUGUGAAGAAUAGUUCAGAAGGAAUCAACAAGUCUGAAAUGCUACUGGCACCACAGCAAGUUAUUGCAGCUGGCGAAAGAUCCAGUUGCAUCUAUUGGAAAAAGAGAUGA
Messenger RNA from Zygotorulaspora mrakii, 1785 nucleotides. RefSeq names its product Fmp25p (gene FMP25). Gene Ontology annotation, cellular component: mitochondrial inner membrane. The transcript has a single exon. Gene Ontology annotation, biological process: mitochondrial respiratory chain complex III assembly. NCBI's taxonomy places the organism in Eukaryota, Fungi, Ascomycota, Saccharomycetes, Saccharomycetales, Saccharomycetaceae. The record is from RefSeq and is a predicted model, not a curated record. Bases 1 to 1785 code for a protein of 594 amino acids.